AAUAUUGCAUGCUUUGUGAUUAGCGUUCAAUAUUAUUAUUGUUCUUGAUCGAUUCUUUGUAAUCAGAGGGUCAAACAGAAUCGGAAUCCUCCCAGUCGAGCGAGAUACAGUGAAGUGAUAAUACUUGGUGAGCAGCGAAAACGAGUGCAAAAAAGUAAUAGGAAACAGUUGCAUAUGAACAUUAACGCCAAACUAAAGUUGGAACUGAUUGGACAUCUAGAAAACUAUCAUCAUUAAUACAUACCUAGCUGCAUGUCCUUAACACUUGGUAGAGGCGUAGAGACAUUAAUUAAAUAUAAAAGUGUGCCCUGUUCUAUAACAGCUAUAAAAUUGAUCCUGUUUCAUGUGAAUAGUGUGAAUGCGAAUUAUGUUCAUGAAAUCUGUAGCCAGUCAGACCUUAAACUUUUUUAGUAACUAACUAUGUACAUAUUUUACGAAUUAAUUUCUGCAUGCCGUUGAGAAAAGUCGUCAGUCAAGCCAAACCAAGUCGUCAAUUCAGCUCGUUUUGCUUGUAAUUGUGUUGCGAAUUAAACUGCGAAAUUUGAUACAUAUUACAUACAUGCAUGACUUUGACUGAUCUCCUGUUAUAAGGAAAAUUGUAUAAGCUGGCCGGGCAUCAAGAUAACGCUUUACCCUCACCCACAUUAAGGAAGUCAGCCACUGCUCCUGUGUUAUGGGCGGAACGUCGUCAUUUUCCAAGACUGGCUGUUCGGGAAAUGGAAGACGAGCGAAGUGGAGAGGAUGAAUUUUUUUCUCCAGAAUGCGCUAAAAUGGAGGCUUGGUUAGAUGAGCAUCCAGAAUUCUCAAGAGAGUAUUUCAUCAGAAAGGCCCCCCGAGACGUGAUUGAUAGUUGGUUGGUAGCUCAUAGCAUCGCCAGCAGUAGUUGCAGCAGCAGUAGUCAAGUAGGAGGAGGGGGAAACGGUCCAGCAGCAGCAGGUGCUCAACAUCACCACCUUCCGCAUGGGAAUGUUCUCAGUCUCGUCGCAGCCACCGGGACAAUCGCUUUAACGAAUUCGACAAUCGCUACAUCCACCGUAAUUCCUGCGCCUUCAUCGUCUCUGGAUCACUGCCCGUCUAUCUCCUCCGCUGCGGGGACAACGACGACGACUCAGGGAAAUUCGGGUAAAAGCACUUGUGGCUCUUCCGGGUGUACCACACCUGUUCGUAAGAUAUCUGCACAAGAAUUCGAGCGAGGGGGCCUCAUAAAGCCCAUGGUCACCACAGUGGACGGCACACCCACUUUCCUCACUCCCCCAACAUCAACCACCGACUCUCAAGGACUCACCUCUCGGAAAUCCAGGGAAGAACUUCAGGCACUCGAUGAAAAGGAGCUUUUAUUCGAGUUGGCAAAGGAUAUUUGUGAUGAGCUGGAUACGAGAACUUUAGCGUACAAGAUCUUACAACAUGUCGGAGUCCUCACUUCAGCGGACAGAGCGUCCUUAUUUCUCGUUCAGAGCACGGAUAAAAGAUUUUUGCCUGUGUGUUAUGAUGAUGAGCAGGGGAAGAAAGGGUCCGGGACUCGGUGGUUGGUGUCCAGUCUUUUCGAUGUAUGUUCUCAGAGCACGUUAGCGGACAUUGAUAAAAAUGAGGAGAUACGAAUCCCUUGGGGGUCUGGCAUAGUCGGAUAUGUGGCGGAGAGUGGGAGCACUGUAAACAUAGCUGACGCGUACCAGGAUGACAGAUUUAAUCAAGAGAUAGAUUUGCGAACAGGGUAUAAAACCAAAAGUCUGUUGUGCAUGCCGAUCAAAGACAAGAAGGGAGAUUGUCAUGGUGUGGCACAGGUAAUCAACAAGAAGGACGGGCCCACUUUUACAAAGAAAGAUGAAGUCGUGUUUGCAAACUACUUACAAUUUUGUGGAAUCGGAUUGCGAAAUGCACAACUUUAUGAACAAAGCAGAUUAGAAAACAAACGGAAUCAGGUGCUGUUAGAUUUGGCCCGUGUAAUUUUCGUUGAACAAAGUACCAUUGAAGCACAAAUUUAUCGAAUUCUUACUCACACGUUAUCGAUAAUGCAGUGCCGAAGAGCGCAAGUAUUAUUGGUCCAUGAAAAGUCAAUGGGGACUUUUAGUCGAGUGUUUGAUCUGGAUGGAGAGGACAUGAAUGAUGAUGACGCAGAGUCACGCAGCAGUCCUUUUGAAGGGCGAUUUCCUAUUAAUAUCGGAAUCACUGGAUAUGUUGCGACCACUGGAGAGACGGUCAACAUUCCAAAUGUCUAUGAAGAUGCACGCUUUGAUCCCGCAGUGGACAGUGAAACAGAAUUUAAACACCGUAGUAUUUUAUGCAUGCCAAUCCGAAACUCUCCGGGUCACAUUAUUGGCGUAAUUCAGUUAAUUAAUAAAUUCGACUCACUCCCGUUUUCGACAAGCGAUGAGAUGUUCCUUGAGGCGUUUGCCAUAUUCUGCGGGAUGGGAAUCAAUAAUACUCGGAUGUAUGAAAAAGCUGUAAUAGCAAUGGCAAAGCAGACUGUGACACUAGAAGUUUUAAGUUAUCAUGCCAGUGCACCGCUGGAAGAAGCUCACCACCUGCGAGAGUCAAUUAUCCCAUCGGCUCAGUUUUUCAGACUCCAUGCUUUUGAUUUCGAUGAUGAUCAUCUUGAUGAUUUUGACACAUUUCGGGCAUGCCUGCGGAUGUUUCUGGAUCUUGAUCUGGUAAAGAGAUUCAACAUUGACUAUGAAGUUUUAUGCCGGUGGCUACUCUCUGUAAAGAAGAAUUACAGAAAAGUCAUAUACCACAAUUGGAGACAUGCAUUCCAAGUAGCGCAAAUGAUGUUCUCAAUUGUAACGGUAACAAAGUGGUGGAAAGUAUUAGGUGAUUUGGAGUGCUUGGGAUUACUGAUUGCUUGCCUGUGUCAUGACCUCGACCAUAGGGGUACAAAUAACUCGUUCCAAAUUAAAGCGUCGUCGGCCCUGGCUCAACUUUAUUCUACUUCAACCAUGGAACGCCACCACUUUGAUAUUUGCAUGAUGAUUUUAUGCAGUCAGGGUAAUCAAAUUUUGUCGCAACUGUCCCCAGAUGAAUACUCAAGAGUAAUUAGUGUUAUUGAGGAUGCCAUUCUAGCAACAGAUCUCGCUGUAUAUUUUAAGAAUCGUGGUGCUUUCAUGGAGUUAAUCGAUUCAAAUUCGUAUAAUUGGACUCAGGAUGAUCAUCGAGGGCUGUUAAGAGGGAUGUUAAUGACUGCUUGUGACCUGGCUGCCAUCACAAAACCUUGGGAAGUUGAGAAACGAAUUGCCGAAUUAGUUGCAUCCGAAUUUUUUGAACAAGGUGACAUUGAGCGAGAAAAGUUGAAGAUUGUUCCUAUUGAUAUGAUGAACCGAGAAAAGAAGGACGAACUACCAACGAUGCAAAUCGCUUUCAUUGACUCGAUAUGCGAACCUGUUUAUGCGUCCUUUGCCCACCUUUCCCCAAAAUUGCAGCCCUUACUAGAUACCUUACUAGACAACAGAAACAACUGGACUCAACACCCCCUCAAAGAAGACGAAGAAAACGGACAAUCUCAAUCUCACCAAUCAUCAUCAUCUUCAACAAAAACUUAAAUAUUUAUUUUAAAAAGCUACACAAAACUAUUUAAAUAUACAUAUUUGUCAAAAGUCAAGAGUCUUAAAACCGAACAAUUGCCACUAUUUUUACCUUGGCGGAUCAUUGUUGUGAACAUACACAUUUAGCAUAAAUACAUACAUAAUACAAAAUAAUUUAUAAAUGUUUGUAUUGAAAAUUAAUUUUUUUGUGAGAUUGGAUUUGUGAUAUAUUUUGCGUAUUAGUCUAUCUACUAGUUAACAACAAAAGUGAGACAUUUUAGUCAUGAUUAUUUAGCAUUCGAAUUUUGUGCGUUAAUUUAUACAUAUAUUAUACAAACAAGUACUUUUAAUUAUGCUUAUUGCAAUGUGAUAACUUUUUGCUAUAACUUUUGAUUUUAACAAUUUUAUCUUGUUGUACCUGUUGAAUUUCACAUGUAAUGGAAAUGUAUAUUCUCUACCUCUUUGAUGUUUAUAAUGCUUUGUUGCUUUUUAAUUUGAUGAUUCACAUCUCUCAUGUCAGUAACUGUUAUACAUUUACAUAUACCUGAAACAUGUCUUCUUAAAAUCAUUAAAAUAAAAACUGUGAACGUUACCUGUAAUUCAUA
Messenger RNA from Folsomia candida, 4120 nucleotides. It is a transcript of the gene Pde11, whose product is annotated as dual 3',5'-cyclic-AMP and -GMP phosphodiesterase 11. The record is from RefSeq and is a predicted model, not a curated record. Gene Ontology annotation, biological process: signal transduction. The transcript is spliced from 36 exons. Lineage: Eukaryota; Metazoa; Arthropoda; Collembola; Entomobryomorpha; Isotomidae. Gene Ontology annotation, molecular function: protein binding; 3',5'-cyclic-AMP phosphodiesterase activity; 3',5'-cyclic-GMP phosphodiesterase activity. Bases 717 to 3533 code for a protein of 938 amino acids.